AUGUCGUUCUCCCGCACUUCUUUUCACACAACCUCGUACACCCUUGGAAACUCCUUAUUGGAACGCGUGGUGAAAAUUAAUGAUCUUGGUAGCCAUCUCUCUACGAGGCGCUACAAGCGAGCCGAGGGACACUACGAGCAUCCCCAGUCGAAGGAAGGAGUCAGCAAUCUUCGAGUCAAAACAUCAACAAGCAAAGAUGAGCAAUAUCAGCAGCCAGUGGAACCACCAGCACCGCCACCGAAAGUCCAGAAGCAAUUCCGGGCCAGAGAAGCACAAAACUCUUCUGUAGACCUGGUGGUCACGAUACGCAUGGAAAAUCAGCAUGAAAAAAUUACUCUUCUGCGCUGCAUCGGAGCUUACUGUCGCACAUUGAAACAACAACUAAGCAUGCAUAUAAUCGGCUUCGACUCACAAAAACUGUGUGAAAUUCAGACGAAAUCAUCAUUGAAAUUCAUAGAAAUAGAAUUGAACAUCUCCAAAACAUCGAUUUAUCGCAUUUUGACAGAACAUUUGAGCUUACAAAAGGUGUGUGCAUGGUUUGUUCCGCACAAAUUGACCGACGUCCAAAAAUUGCUCAGAACCGUGCGACUUCUACCUUUUCGGAAAAAUGCAUUUGCCGAUGAAAGGAAAGCGUUAUGCAGACGUAGAGGCCAUUCGAAAGGCUUUCACCGGCAUACUGGCGGACAUACCGGGCAACGAGCUAAAACACUCGUUCGACAUCUUUUGCACCGUGCAAAACGCUGUAUUAAAGCAGAAGGAGACUAUUUUGAAUAAAAAAAAUUGAU
This is a messenger RNA of Drosophila biarmipes, 785 nucleotides long. RefSeq lists its product as uncharacterized. Bases 1 to 774 code for a protein of 257 amino acids. The record is from RefSeq and is a predicted model, not a curated record. The transcript is spliced from 4 exons. Lineage: Eukaryota; Metazoa; Arthropoda; Insecta; Diptera; Drosophilidae.